Messenger RNA from Brassica napus (rape), 1226 nucleotides. RefSeq lists its product as uncharacterized. The transcript has 8 exons. NCBI's taxonomy places the organism in Eukaryota, Viridiplantae, Streptophyta, Magnoliopsida, Brassicales, Brassicaceae. The record is from RefSeq and is a predicted model, not a curated record. Bases 82 to 1023 code for a protein of 313 amino acids.
CACGUUAACAAGCGUAAGAACUAGGAUCACGGCAGUACAUUUUAUUUAGGGAGAGAGUAAGUGUCUGUCUUCACUCAUUCAAUGGUGGAGAAGAUGAGUCGAGUUCUGCUAGCUGUAACAUUAGCUCUUCUAGCUUCGUCAGCGUUAUUACCAGUCUCAAAUGCGGCGAAGUUGUCGUCAGCGCCGAGAAAGGAGGAUGUUCCGUUCAUUAAGUGUCAGGUGUGCGAGAAACUUGCCUCGCGGCUACACCAGCUGGUGAAGGAGAAGCAAGUGCAGAUCUCUCCCAAGAAGAUCUCGGAGUAUGAGAUCAUUGAGAUUGCUGAGAAUGUAUGCAACUUGAAGAAAGAGGAAGCUGAUUGGAUCCUCAAGAUUGACAUUGUGGAGAAAGGCGAUAAGCUUCAGCUGGUUGAGCAAGAAGAAGAAGGGAUGUGCAAUUCGGAGUGCAAGACCAUCGAGGCUGCUUGUCAAAAAGUCAUUGGUUACUCAGACACAGAUGUUGCUGAGUAUAUAUACAAGUCUAAGCCUGAUCUUGCUUCACUGGUUAAUCACCUAUGCAAAGACCUCACCGAUGCUUGUACCAAGAACCCGCCUCCUCUCCCCAAGGACCGGGUUCCUGGAGAACCGUUUGUUGCAAAGCCAUCGAAAGAUGCUGAGAUGGACAAGAUCAUGAGAUCAAUGCAGGGCAUGCCAGGUGCACCUGGCAUGAAGGUAUACUCUAGAGAAGACAUAGAGAAGUACAAAGAUAACCCUGGGAAAUUCGGUAAUGAAGAUGAAGAUGACGACGAAGAUGAAGAUGAGGAAAAAGAAGAUGACAAGUUUCCCAAGAACUUGGGAAAAGUUUUGAAAGAGAAAAAGAGUAGUAAAAAGGAAGAAUGGAAAAAGACAAUCACUAAGGAGCUCAAGAAGAAAGGAGGGGUUCUGAAGAGACAUGCACAGAAAGUGUCCAACCGGGUCAGGAGAUGGUGGAAAAGAGUUAGAUCCUCUUAUUCCAAGAAACCUAAAUCCAGCAAAUCUGAGCUGUAGAAACGGUUUGGAACUAGUCUGUUAAUGUACUUUCACACUGGCUUUUUGUAGCUUUUUUAGUUUUCUAUAGAUCUGUAACACAAGAAGAAAUAGCUUAGAGCAAAAUCAUGAAUUCAACUCGGAAAAAGUGUUUGCAGUGUGAAGCAAAUGGAAUGUUGCAAAACUGAAAAAGAAAUACAAAAACUAAAAUCACAAUUUGAGAA